Messenger RNA from Trifolium pratense (red clover), 1693 nucleotides. RefSeq names its product F-box/FBD/LRR-repeat protein At4g26340-like. Bases 15 to 1421 code for a protein of 468 amino acids. The transcript has 5 exons. NCBI's taxonomy places the organism in Eukaryota, Viridiplantae, Streptophyta, Magnoliopsida, Fabales, Fabaceae. The record is from RefSeq and is a predicted model, not a curated record. Gene Ontology annotation, molecular function: protein binding.
GUUUGGCGAAAACAAUGGCAGAGUCGUCGUCCUCCAACAAACUGCAAAAACUAGAAACAAAAAUCCAAGACAGAAUCAGUGAUCUACCUGACUGUGUACUGACUCGCAUCCUAUCUUUCCUUCCAACCAAAAUCUCCGUUCAAACAAGCAUUUUAUCGAGCAGAUGGCAACACCUUUGGCAGCAUCUAUCGGUUCUCGAUUUCAAGGACGAUUCCCAUUAUUAUCACUACCACCAUUCUGAACGAUUCAAAAGCUUCGCUGUUAUGGUUAACGGCGUCCUCAACCUUCUCCGUAAUCCCCGCGGCAUUAAGAAGAUGACUCUGGAAUGUGCUUACGUCGUUUCACACGAUCAAUUUCGGAGAGUUUCAGUUGACACUUGGGUUCGUUCUGUCAUUGGUCCCUACCUUGAAGAACUCAACCUAACACUCAAUGAAGAUGAUCAAGGAUCCUAUUUCAAGCUCCCUCAAACCCUCUUCACUUCUCAUAAUCUCGUUUCACUCAGUCUUGCGGGUGGAAUUAGUGUAAGAGUGCUAAGCUCUACAACAGUUAGAUUGCCGUCACUAAAGAAAAUGAUAAUCAACAUUGGUUUAGUGGAAGUGCCUUCUCUGAAUGCACUUCUCUAUGGUUGCCCCAUCAUCGAAGUUCUGGAUCUUCACUUUCGUCCGGUAUGCUUCGACAAAGUUUGUGUCCCACCGUCCUUGAAAAGGCUGAGAAUUGGCACUAAGACUGACGUUGGAGCUUCCCUUGAGAUAGAUGCACCGGAUCUUGAGUGCCUUAUAGUUAGGAAAAUCACAUUCGGCAAUGUUUUCAGCAUGUACAACUUGCACAAUGUGGCGGCAGCUUAUCUUGAUGUCUUUGCACGGUCGACUGGUUCCGUCAUCUCGUUACAUGACCUCCUCAAUGCUCUCUCUGGGAUUAAACAUCUAAUGUUGAGUCGUUCAACAACCAAAUUGCUGCUUGGUGAACCACCUGAUCUACUUUUUGGAGAAUUUCGUUAUUUGAUUCAUCUAGACCUCAAGUUUCCCUGGUUUAACUCCAAUUCUCUCCUCAGCUUGCUUCAUAAAUGUCCUUUGCUUCAAGUUCUUAUAAUUCAAAACGUCAAGUUCAAGGAACAACGACCAAUUCUAGGAUGUGCUCCACAACCAAGUGUUCCUAAUUGUCUCGUAUCCCACCUGAAUUUUAUUCAGUUCAAAGGAUGUCAAGGAUAUGAAGAUGAAUUGUUUUUUAUUGAGUAUGUUUUGCAAAAUGGACUUGUUUUGGAGACGAUGAAUGUUGCUGAUAUUUCCUUGGAUCUACAGACGAAGUACGACCUUCUCAAAAGAUUAUUUAAUGUGCGAAAGGCUUGUGAAAUGUGUCAAUUUACAUUUGACACAGCUGUAUAUCCUAAGAAACAACUUUGCCUCUUGAAGUACCCCAAAUAAUGUUUGCUCGGAUCAUUUCGCCUUCACUACAGAGAGAUAAUGUUUGUUCGGAUUAUUUCGGCUUCUCUACAAAGAGGACGGUCGGAGCAAAACGUAUAAUAUGUAUUUUGCAUUUCAUUAGAUUCAAAAGUCUAUUGACAACUAGUUUAAUGUCAGGACAUAAUUAGUUUUUCUUUUUCGGUCUUCAUUCCUCUUCUUUACAAAAAAAAUAUAUAUAUACACAAACAAAACAUGAAGUCAAAUUGUUUAUACCAACAACAACAAUCAUGAAG